Molecule: messenger RNA, 3589 nt
Organism: Limulus polyphemus (Atlantic horseshoe crab)
Lineage: Eukaryota; Metazoa; Arthropoda; Merostomata; Xiphosura; Limulidae
Gene: Mettl14
Product: methyltransferase-like protein 14 homolog
Exons: 10
Coding region: 124-1458 (444 amino acids)
Cellular component (GO): nucleus; RNA N6-methyladenosine methyltransferase complex
Molecular function (GO): mRNA binding
Source: RefSeq, a predicted model, not a curated record
UGUUAACUUACUGAAAAUUGACAUAGGCUUAGAGCAUGGUGUUGUACUUGCAGGCUAAUAUUUUUUUAUAGUUAUUAUAAAAUAAUCUUUUGUUUGCGACACAGAUUUGGUUGUUUAAUAAACAUGUUAAAGGUGCUUAAAGAGAGGUCUCAAAAAAGAAGACUUCUAUUGGCACAACAGCUUGGGGCAGGAAGUGUGGACAAUCUCAGUAUUGUACUUGGAAAUCAAGAGGAUAAAAGUUUUCAGAAUGAUAAACAACUAAAUACCUUUGCAAGUAAAGAAAAUGAAGAACAAGAAAAAGAAACAGAUUCAGUAAAAAAACAGAAAACUGAUGGUGAAGGUGAUUAUGAAGAGGAAUCGGAAAGAAAUCUUGAUUUUGCAGAGGAAGAAGUUUAUACAGGUUCCAGCACAUUUUUGAAGGUAAAGAUUGAAGGUGUAGUGGUAGCUGAUGGAUCUGUUACUGUUUUGUUGGGAGAAAGAGAACCUUUCCAAGUUGUUGAAGAUGACGAUGAACAGUUUUAUGGUUUGAACCAAGCUUCAUUGCCAAUUCUUCAACUGAUACUGCAGGAUUUUCUUCAAGUGAUGCCACAAGGAGCAUAUCAUCAAACUCAACUGGACAUCCUGUACUUGAAGUGUGAUAUGGAAACAUUUGAGCUACGGGAACUUAACUGCAAGUUUGACGUCAUACUUGUUGAACCUCCUCUUGAGGAAUAUCAGAGAUCUCAAGGUGUUUCUAAUUCAAAGUUCUGGACCUGGGAUGAAAUCAUAAAACUUGAAAUAGAGGAAGUGGCAGCACCUCGUUCAUUCAUCUUCCUGUGGUGUGGAUCUUCAGAUGGACUAGACCUAGGUAGACAGUGUUUACGACGGUGGGGGUUUAGAAGAUGUGAAGACAUAUGUUGGAUUAAAACGAAUAUUAAAAACCCAAGUCAUUCAAAGAAUCUUGAACCCAGAGCAAUAUUUCAGAGAACAAAGGAACAUUGUUUGAUGGGUAUAAAGGGCACUGUUCGACGAAGCACUGAUGGUGACUUUAUUCAUGCCAAUGUAGAUAUUGAUCUAAUAAUCUCUGAAGAAACUGAAUAUGGUAGCCUUGAUAAACCUGAAGAGAUAUUUCAUAUUAUUGAACAUUUUUGUCUUGGACGUCGCAGACUUCACAUAUUUGGUCGAGACACAACAAUCCGUCCUGGCUGGUUGACCAUUGGGCCUGAACUCACAAAUAGUAAUUUCAACAGUGAAACUUACAAUGCAUACUUUAACAAAGGACCAAACGAAUUUCUUACUGGAUGCACUGAUAGAAUUGAAGCACUCCGACCUAAAUCCCCACCUCCCAAAGGAAAAGGAGUGGGAGGUACAGGAUCUUCAGCAAGAGGCGGUUCUGUAAGGGGUGGUUCUCAAUCCAGGGGAGGCCCAGGAGGAAGGGGAAAAGUGUUUGGGGGUCGAGGACGAGGACGUGGCAGAUAGUAAAUUUUACAAUUUGUAUUCAUAAAAAUCUCAUUCACAGAAUACCAACUUCAUUGCUGUUUUUUAUUAUGUAAACAACCAGUUCUGAUCUUUUUUCUUUUGUAUCUAUGUGAAGAGAAGUUUCAUCAUAAUGUUAGUUUGAUUUCUGUUGAUUUCAUAAUUUGUGAACUUAGAAAUCAGAAAGUAUUUGAUGUAAACACCUACCAUUUACAGGAAUUAUUGGAUUCUUUUGUUAAGAUCAUUCUUAAAAACAUCAGUAUUUAUCUAAUGCUAAAAAAUGUUUAUUAACAUAUGAAGAUAUAUCCUGAAAAAAAUGAAUGAUUUUUAAUUGUUAGCUUACAGUUCCCUUUGUUUUCUGAACUGUCCUUUCCCUACAUUGUUAUCAUCCCACCAUGCUUGAAGAUAGUUACAGCAAGAGAAAUAAGUACUUGUCAAACUGAAAAUGAGAAAGAACCAUUUUAUAUGUUUUGUGUACAUCUCUGAAUAUGGUCAACAGCUGUUUUCCAUUUAACAAUACUAUAACCUGGCACAACGAUGUAAAUUUCAUUAAACUUUAUCUAUUAUUUUACAAAGAAAAUAGUUUAUAUAAACAGGUAAAGUCUUAUUUUCUGAACCAAGUUUGCAAAGCAGAUUUUAUAGGAGUUUUAUUCUGUAUGUGUCACAUAAUUAAUAUAAUAUACUGUAUAGAAGUACACUGAUUCAUAUCCAACCUUGGCCUAAUAUGUAUUCUGUUGGAUCCUAGGGCUACAAGUCAAAUUGCAUGACAUAAUAUCACUGAAUAAAUGAACAAUACUGAUUCUACCUAUCUUAGCAGUUUAGGUGGAUAAUGAGAAUGAUGCCCCUUACAUACAUGUAACCCCCAGCAGGCAUGAGAAUACUAGUACAAUUACAACAUGACUACAGACAGCAAUUUUGUCACCAAGUUUUAACCAGUUCACAAUUCUCAUCUUUACUUUCCAAGUCUUUUGUUUUCAAAAGAUUUCUUUGAUUAGGUUAUUGUAAUUAAUUUUUGAGGAAUCUAGUUUUAACUCUUAAGUAAUGCAAAGACUUAUCCUCUCGUGAUCAGUUGUGGACCAAGUGUAGAUUUGAAAGGAGCCUUUUGGCUGUAGGAACAGAAACAUGGAUGGUCAAAAUAAUCUAGAAUGCAAUCCAAAACCGUGGAGUCUAAGAAAAUUUCUGCACCAGAGUACAGCAAUAAUUUCAUAGCUUUAACUGUGAUUUGCUGUCAUCCAACCAAUUAGACAGUGUCACACCAGCAUAAUCCUUAAAAUAUAGUAAUACUAUUCUCAACAGUAGUGUGGUAAUGCACUCUUGGCUUUCAAAAUAGAAAUACUCCAAAAUGGGCGUGUUGGCUGGAAAAGAUUACUCCAUGCAAGAGAUCAAGUCAAAAUUUCAUGUUUCAGCAGGAACCUGAAGAAAGUAGUCUCAGUGGAUUUUUAACUCUUCAAAAUUAUAGAGAUUACCCAACCAAAAGGCUAGAUUUUAAAGAAGGAAAUGAGCAGAGUUUGAGGAAGGUGUUUAUACAGAUUAAUCCAAAUUCGUGUUGUUUGACAACAUAAAAACUAUAGAUUGUUUGAUGGUAGAGAUGAGAAUAAUAUCACAAACAAGAUGCACAUGGGCUGCAUAUCAGCCAAGGAUGUUGGAUAUCUACAAAAAACAACUCCAUACUAUAAAAUAAUACAAUUAUUAAACAGGGAGUAAGUAGAAGUAGAAAAAAUCUUAUACUAGAAAUAUCUUUCCAAGUUUUAUACCAAUAUCUCUUAAAGAAUUUAAUCCAAAUUUCGUUUUCACUUCAGGCAAGAAGUAAUUGGCUAAAUAAUAAAAUGCAGAUUACGUUUUGUCUGGUAAAGCUGACAGAAAAUAAAUGUUUAAUUAAAAUGUUUCAAUUUUGCCCCCUCCCCUUUGUAAAAUAAAGUGUAGAUUUUUAUGCUUCACACGUGUAGCCCCACUUUCCUGAUGGUUCAGUGGUAAACUUAUGAGCCUAUAACACAAAUUUUAAAUUUUACGAAGUUGACAUUCAAGCGCUUUUUCCCAUUUAAAUAGCUAAAUUAAGCAGGAAAUGUGUGUUGGUUGAAACGAGUAAAAGCUGUAUUAUUGUAGACUUUUUUUUUAAUAAAAGAAUUAUAUUGUU